This is a messenger RNA of Impatiens glandulifera, 3056 nucleotides long. RefSeq names its product ubiquitin-like domain-containing protein CIP73. Gene Ontology annotation, molecular function: misfolded protein binding; polyubiquitin modification-dependent protein binding. Bases 268 to 2742 code for a protein of 824 amino acids. Lineage: Eukaryota; Viridiplantae; Streptophyta; Magnoliopsida; Ericales; Balsaminaceae. The record is from RefSeq and is a predicted model, not a curated record. The transcript is spliced from 19 exons. Gene Ontology annotation, cellular component: BAT3 complex.
GAGGAUGGUUGUAUCGAGAUCAGACACCAUCAAGGUAUUCAAUUUUACCUAGUACGAAACCGAACGUAAACAUCUAGAUUCUUCUGGAAUCGUAUUAUACAGCUGUAUCAACCUCUCAUCGGAGAGAGGCGGUGAUCGCUCACAAACCAGAAUAUUUCACUCGGAUCAUCGGUGGCGGUAAAUCAAACCAAAUCGAAUUUAGGUUUCAAACUUCUGAAUCAUCUCGAUCGGACAAGCCUCAUUGAGGCAGUUCUCAGUUCAAAUCUUAUGGAGGAAAAGCAGCCUUCAGCUGAAAGUUCUAGUGUAAGUGAUGGUGGCAGUGAAAGUUCAGAAUUGGUUGUGGAGCUCAAUGUGAAGACUCUAGAUUCACGAAUCUACAAAUUUAAUGUAGAUAAAAAUAUGCCUGUUUCAGUCUUCAAGGAGAAGAUAGCCAAUGAAACGGGUCUUCCAAUUGUUCAGCAACGACUGAUUUUCAGGGGGAAAGUGCUGAAGGAUGAUCAGCUCCUUUCGGAGUAUCACGUGGACAAUGGGCACACAUUACAUCUAGUUGAAAGACAGCCUUCUGAUUCUCAAAGUUCUGGUUCAAGCACUGGUGAAACAAGUACAAACAAUGGAGGACAAGAUGCAGGUGUUACUGGCUCUCGUGGUCGUGUUGGGCAUAUAUCACAUAGUGUGGUACUUGGGACACUAAAUCUUGGUGAUCAAGUCGAGGGUGUAGUGCCAGAUUUAAGUAGAGUUCUUGGAGCUGUUUUAAAUUCUAUUGGUAUUGGGGCGCAGGCUAUGCCUGGUGGGGUGCCUACUGUCCAGGCUAAUGCACCUGGCCAGAGCCAUCCAAAUGCUACAGAAAGAAGUCAGAAUGGCAGUGGUGUUCACAGCCAAGCAUCAGGUCAGACACAACAAGGACAAGGAUUGUCUGAUCAAUCCUUACCCCAUGUUUUGCGAAUACCUAUUGGGGCAGCUAUACCUGUUCCUACUCUUCAUACGCCUAUUCCUGACUCUCUGCGCACACUCUCCGACUUCAUUAGCAGAAUGGAGCAUGUAUUAUCACAGAAUGGUUAUGGGUCAAAUCAACCCUCAUCUGGAGAUUCAUCAACCGUUGAACUGCCUUCUAUUGCACAUGGAUUGUCUACACAUGAAUCACUCAGCAUUGUCAUGCGACAAGCAGAAAGGCUCCUUAGUAAUCAUGCAACAGCCGCACUCUCUCAUAUUGCAGGGCGUUUAGAAAGAGAGGGGAGUUCUAUGGAUCCUACAAUUAGGGGUCAAAUUCAGACUGAAUCGAUACAAGUGGGGAUGGCAAUGCAACAUUUAGGUUCUCUCUUGCUAGAGUUAGGAAGGACAAUUUUGUCAUUGCGAAUGGGGCAGACUCCUGCUGAAUCAUUUGUCAGCUCUGGGCAUGCGGUGUAUAUAUCAUCAUUUGGGCCAAACCCAAUCAUGGUUCAACCUUUUCCACUUCAAGCCACCACAAUGUUUGGAGCUUCUCCUCCCAACCCAUCAAAUCAAGGUAGCUUUGGCUCAGUUGGCAUUGGUACCGUUCCCAGAAACGUCAACAUUCACAUACAUACUGCUGUCGCUCCUGGGGCAGCUGUUAUGGAAGGCUCACAGGGAGAUGGGAAUAGUGGCCCUGCUGACUCUGGUCAAACACAGGAAUCUGUUCUGGCUGGAAUGAAUCCACGGCCUAGAAACUAUGAUAAUGGGCAAAAUGGGAACCCAGUUCUAUCAGGUCAAUCAGCGAAUAUCACUGCCCAGAGUGCUGCAGGUGGUUUUCCCAAGGGGAAGGCAGAUUCCAAGUUUGAACAGCUCAGUAUGCAGGACGGAGGAGGCUCUUCAAAUACAAAAGAUAUACCUUCUGGUAGCUCAGAAAAUACUAUGUCUGUUCCUCUUGGUCUAGGGAUGGGUGGUUUGAAGCCUAAGAGGCGGGUUAAGCCGGAAAGGUCUCAAGAUAGGAGGAGCAGCAGCGAGAGUGGCGGUUCUGAUGAUUCGAAUGUGGAAGAACAAAUGAGGGUACAUGCUCAUCAGGUCCUUGAAACACUUAAAUCAUUUACAGAUAGAAGUCCAGAAACUCCAUCUGCUAGACAAAUGUCGAUGCAAAGGACAGAAAGGGGAGGAGUAGGAGGAGGACAAAGCUCAAAUGCCCAGUUUGACAUUGCAAGUGCAAUGUCACAGGUUCUCAAUAAUCCCGCUUUUAGUGGUCUACUUGCAGGCGUUUCUGAACAAGCAGGGGUUGGAUCUCCUGAGAUGUUGAGGGACAUGAUGAUGCAAAUUACACAGAAUCCUGGAAUGAGGAAUACCAUCACUCAAAUGGCACAACAGUUUGAAGGACAAGAUCUUGGAAACAUGUUUGGUAGUUUUGGAAGAGCUGGACCUGGAGGAGCCGGAGGUGGAGGUAUGGAUUUAUCAAGUAUGUUUCAACAGAUGAUGCCUUUGGUUUCGCAAAUGCUCGGAGGCGGGUCCACUGUUCCUGGUAUGCCUUCUUACGAAGCUCAGAGAAGGCUCGGUGGAGAUGAUGUACUUUUCCAUAACAUUCAGGUUGAUCUCCAGGAUGUGGUGGAGAGGAUAGUAAACCAAGAUGCACCUAGAGAAAUCUUCUGUUCGAUGGUUGAAGCGGCUGCUCAAUUGGACGAUACUUGCAGUGAUCAACUCAUAGAAGAGCUCUGUGAUGAUGAAGGCCUUGCAAAGGAAUUUAUGGAAUUGCUACGCCAAGACAUAUCUCGCCGUUUGGAGGGUCCAAAUAAGAAUAGUUAGCAUAUUUCAUUCUUUCGAUGGAGUUGGUUUUUUUUUCUCGGAGUUUGAUUUUUUUUGUUAUCCUUGGAUUAUCUAUAUGCUUAGGCACCAUUUCUGAUGUUUCCAUUCCUAUUUUAUGUGAAUUGUAUCAUGAUUGUUCAUAUAGAAACAUCCUUGGUUUAUUAAAGGACAACAAGCAUCUGAAGUAUCCUUUUGGAUUCAAGAGCUGCGGCUAAGUUUUGAUUCAGACUACAAUCUGGUGUUUUUGGUCAGAUAGAAAUGCACAAUGGCAGUUUUUUUCAUUAUUUAAUUUUGAUGAGAUAAUAAUUAUUUCA